CCAGAAUACGAAACAGAAAAAACAUUUUCAAAACGACCAACGGGCGUGGAGAGUCAACUGAGCAUCCAUCUGUCAUCCAUUAAAAAAAAAAAGAGAGAGAAUUUGGAGGACUUUGACUAGAACAUACGUAGCUACGCAAAUCGAAUUUAUUACGUUUAUUUUGGUUGUCUCGUUAGAAAUCAUCACAAAAAUGGCAGAUCCGACGACACAGUCUGCCCAGAUUUCGUCCGCUAUGAACGCUUCAUCGACGAAAGAAUCCACAUAUUACGUGAUGGAGCUGGUGUACUGGCGGGACCCAAAGAAGUCUGCGGUGGCCUUUGGCAUGUCCCUGCUGGUCCUUCUGUCCCUGGCUACCUUCAGCGUCAUCAGUGUGGUCUCCUACCUGCUGCUGGCACUGCUCUGUGUCACAAUCACCUUCCGUGUCUACAAGUCUGUCAUUCAGGCAGUGCAGAAGUCUGAAGAGGGCCACCCCUUCAAGGCUCUGAUGGAGAAGGACCUGACCGUUCAGCCUGAGAUUUUCCGUAAAUAUGUGGAUGUGUGUCUGACCUAUGUGAAUCGUGCCAUCAAACAGGCCAGGCACCUGCUGCUGGUGGAGGACCUGGUGGACUCACUUAAGCUGGCUGGUUUCAUGUGGCUGCUGACUUAUGUGGGCGCUGUCUUCAAUGGCAUCACAAUCCUGAUACUGACUGAUAUUAUCUUCUUCAGCACGCCCCUGGUUUAUGAGAGAAAUAAAAUUCAGAUCGAUAAAUACAUUGAACUGAUUCGCACCAGAGUUGAAGUCACACUUGCAAAGCUUCAAGACAAACUCCCCGGGGCAGUAAAGCGCACCAAAGCAGAGUGACGGUCCAUGAACCCUAUUCAACAACUAAUCUCUCUCACUUCUACUGCAACUCCAGUCCUACACAGCGUCGAACUAGUGGCAAAAGUCAUCGCUCAAUAUUCUAUGUACCGUAACUAACUUGCAUAGGGUGCAAUGCUUGUAUUUUUUUUGUUGGAGCCAUCCACAUUCUGUACAUUGUCUCUUGAUCCUCAAAGACCAUGUACUCCUUAACAUAUGAUUCCUGUUUGAACCGGGGGAGGGGGGAAGGAGGGGGAGAGAAUCAGUGAUUCACUUUUAAUUAUUUCAAGGAUACAGAAUGGUGUGUAGCAUCUCUAAAAAGUUUGUACUCUAAUCUGUUUUGAGGAGAAAAUUCUUUGUUGUAGUUUUGUACAUUUUCACAAAAUAAAUCAUUUUUAAUUUAUGAAAGAAAAUAACUUAAGCACUUGGUGUGUGUUUCUGAAUUGUUGAUGUUUCUGGGGCACUCCACCUUUUCAGCAUCAUCUCAGUUCAUCCUGAAGACACUUGGUAUCUGCACUGCAUGGAGUAUUUUGUAAGUAAUUCAUCAAACUUGAAAUAAAAAUGAAGGAAACUUAAAA
Messenger RNA from Salmo salar (Atlantic salmon), 1416 nucleotides. It is a transcript of the gene rtn7, whose product is annotated as reticulon 7. Lineage: Eukaryota; Metazoa; Chordata; Actinopteri; Salmoniformes; Salmonidae. Gene Ontology annotation, cellular component: postsynaptic density; neuron projection; endoplasmic reticulum membrane. Gene Ontology annotation, biological process: endoplasmic reticulum tubular network formation; neuron differentiation; brain development. The record is from RefSeq and is a predicted model, not a curated record.